This is a messenger RNA of Conger conger (European conger), 2669 nucleotides long. RefSeq names its product E3 ubiquitin/ISG15 ligase TRIM25-like. Bases 192 to 2045 code for a protein of 617 amino acids. The transcript has 9 exons. Gene Ontology annotation, molecular function: protein binding; zinc ion binding. The record is from RefSeq and is a predicted model, not a curated record. Lineage: Eukaryota; Metazoa; Chordata; Actinopteri; Anguilliformes; Congridae.
ACUCUCUGCUCAGCUUGCUCUGUUCAGCCUGGCCUCAGUCCAACACCACACCUCCUGCAGCUGUGAGAAGAACCAGGAAGUCCCUCCCUCUCUCUUUGUCACGCAGUUUCAGGGAAAACAAAACUUAACUCCGUCUUAUUUCAGAGAAACAAACAAAAAAGAGCUCUGUCUGUGUCAGUGUGAGCAGUGAAAUGGCUGAAUGUGGAGGUUUACUGGAUCAGGAACAGUUCAGCUGUUCAAUCUGUCUGGAUCUACUGAAGGAGGCGGUGACUAUUCCGUGUGGACACAAUUACUGUAUGGACUGUAUUAAGGACUGCUGGGAUCAGUAUGAUCAUACUGGUGUCUACAGCUGUCCCCAGUGCAGAAAGACCUUCACCCCAAGGCCUGUUCUGAACAAAAACACCAUGCUGGCUGAAGUGGUGGAGAAACUGAAGAAGACAGGACUCCAAGCUGCUCCACCUGCUCACUUUUACGCUGGCCUUGGAGACGUGGCGUGUGAUGUCUGUGCUGGGAGAAAGCGCAAAUCUGUCAAUUCCUGUCUGGUGUGUCUGGCCUCUUACUGUGAAACUCACCUCCAGCCUCACUAUGAAUCUCCUCCUCUUAAGAAGCACAAACUGGUGAAAGCCACUGGAAACCUGCAGGAGAAGAUCUGCUCUCAUCAUGACAAACUUCUGGAGGUUUAUUGUCUUACCGAUCAGCAGUGUAUCUGUUAUCUGUGUGUGAUGGAUGAACACAGAGGCCAUGAUACAGUCUCAGCUGCAGCAGAAAGGACUGAGAAACAGAAGCAGCUGGGGGCGACACAGAGUAAAUUCCAGCAGAGAAUCCAGGAGAGAGAGAAGGAGCUGCAGGAUCUGAGACAGGCUGUGCAGUCACUCAAGUGCUCUGCACAGGCAGCAGUGGACGGCAGUGAGAGGAUCUUUACUGAGAUGAUCCGCUCCAUUGAGAGAAGGUGCUCUGAGGUUGAAGAGCUGAUCAGAGAUCAGGAGAAGGCUGAAGUGAGUCGGGCUGAAGGACUCCUGGAGCGACUGGAGCAGGAGAUUGCUGAGCUGAGGAGGAGAGACGCUGAGCUGGAGCAGCUUUCACACACAGAGGAUCACAUCCAUUUCCUCCAGAGCUGUCAGUCUCUCUGUGCCCCUCCUGGACCUGGAGACUUACCCAGCAUCACUGUCAGUCCACACAUCUCUUUUAAGGCUGUGAGGAAAUCUGUCUCUGAACUGAAAGAGCAAAUGGAGGACAUUUUCAAGGCAAAGUUGGUCAAAGUUUCAGGAAAAGUGGGAGAAGUCCAUAUUGUUGGCCCUGAAGAGCCCAAGACCAGAGAGGACUUCUUACAAUUGGGAAGAGUCCGUAUUGUUGGCCCUGAAGAACCCAAGACCAGAGAGGACUUCUUACAAUUGGGAGAUGUCCAUAUUGUUGGCCCUGAAGAGCCCAAGACCAGAGAGGACUUCUUACAAUUGGGAAGAGUCCCUAUUGUUGGCCCUGAAGAGCCCAAGACCAGAGAGGACUUUUUACAAUAUUCCUGUCAGCUCACACUGGACCCCAACACAGCGUAUAAACAGCUCUGUCUGUCUGAGGGGAACAGAGAGGUGACCUGUGUGGGAGAGAUCCAGUCAUACCCUGAUCAUCCAGAGAGAUUUGACGACUGGGACCAGGUGCUGUGCAGAGAGGGUCUGUCUGGACGCUGUUACUGGGAGGUUAAGUGGAGAGGGGGGUAUAGGGUUGAUAUAGCAGUGUCAUAUAAAGACAUCAGCAGGAAAGGAGUGGGUGAUGACGCUGCUCUGGGACGUAAUGACAAGUCCUGGAGAUUGCGCUGCUCUGCCUCCAGUUACUCAUUCUGGCACAAUAAUGAGCGCACUGACAUCCCUGUUCCCUCCUCCUCCAGAAUAGGAGUCUACCUGGAUCACAGGGCAGGAACUCUGUCCUUCUACAGCGUCUCUGACACAAUGACCCUCCUGCACAGAGUCCAGACCACAUUCACUCUGCCCCUCUAUCCUGCAUAUGGGGUUUAUGGGCAUGGAUCUUCUGUAAAACUGUGUGAUCUGGGUUGAGUCAGAAACUGAAGGGAAGAUCAGCUGUAACUAAAAAGAGGGAACAACAGUGAGAUAAAACAGUGAAAUGAGAUAGAAAAUGAAUUAAAUGAAAUAUUGGGCUCAUUACACCAAGGGCCGAGUUUUACCUUGAUAUGCAGCUUCACAAACCUGAUUUAAUAAGAUUUGGUGAAGUCACUGUUGUGACUCCAUUUUGAUGAUUUAGGAGUGCUUAAUGGAUGAUUUUUGAGACGCCUUUAGAAGUAUUACAUCGCUGUACAGGGCGUUUAGUGCUGCAGCACCCAGGCUCUGGAAUGACCUUCCUGGGUGCAAUAGGACUUCUGAAUCCAUCCAGUCUUUCAGAACACAGUUAAAACCUGUCUGUUUAGGAAGGGCUAUCACACUGAUCAUCACACAUAGCAUUUCUCUGCUCAUUGGGGGUUCUCCUCCCUGCUGGUUCCUUGUAAACAUUGUUUUUAUAGCUUGCUCUUGUUUUUACUCUUGCUUUUUGGUGUUGCUUUUUAUAUUGUUAUUAAUCAAUUUAUUUUUUAUUAUUAUUAUUUUAGAAAUGUUUGUACUGUACAGUGCUUUGAGCUUGGGAAAAACACUUCACAAAUAAAUUGUAUUAUUAUUAUGAAUAUUAAA